CUGUUUGGAGGUGCAUCCAGUACUUUGACGUCCGGGCGUCAGCAAGAGCGCCGAGGCAUCCCUCCAACCGACCGAGGAACCCGCUGUAAGGCAAAGUUACAUGCUUGAAAUGCCAUCGCACAGCUCUAGAUAGGUAAUAGUGAAUUCCUUUUGAAGCCGCACGGUGUGCAGCGUUGAGCGCGAUGGCUUACCUACGUCUGCUUCGGCAGACUGAUCUGCGGACCAUUCAGAACUGCUACCUAGAGCUGUUCCAGCUGCAGGCGCCUUCACGGCGCGCUCUGGAGGAGGCCCUGGGAUCUAGCAGGUGGCUGUGCCUGGCCGCUGCCUGCCCCGACUCCGGCUCGGCGGGGGGCCAGGAGUACAUGGGCGGGUUCGUGAUGAGUGUGGUGGCGACCGUGGCGGACUUCCACACAGACAUGAAGUACUACAGCGACGGCACUGCGGGGCCCGGCGGCGGCGGAGGAGGCGGCGGAGGUGGAGGAGGCGCGGGCGUGGGCGUGCAGGCGACGGGUCUGGAGGCCAUUGGGCUGCCGGAGGGGGAGCGGGCCAUCAACAUCUGCCUACUGGGCGUGCUUCCCACCUACCGGCGGCGGGGCCUGGCGCGGCUGCUGCUGAGGCAGGUGGUUGACAGCGCCCGCACUGCCAGCGCCUGUGCGGUGUUCCUGCAUGUGCGGCCCGACAACAAGCCGGCACUGCUGCUGUAUCAGUCAUUCGGAUUCGUGGCGGCGGCGCUCGUGCCCGGGUAUUACUCUCCUACAGCCCCCUCCGACGGCUCAUCGGCCUCCCCCGCCAACCCCGCCGCCGCGGCAGUAACAACUGAGGCCGCGGCAGUAGCAGCAGCAGCAGGAGGAGGAGGAGGAGGAUCCGGCGCUGCUGCUACUGCUGCUGCUGCUACAGCCGGUGGUGAUGGUGGCAGUAGCGGCGGCGGCGCGGGAGGGGACGCGGUACUGCUGGUGCUGCCGCUGACGGCGGCGGCAGGCGAGGCUGUAGCAAACGCCAUGGACGCGGCACGCGACGCCGUGCGGGCCGCCAUCCUGGCAGGCGUCAGCAGCAGUAGCAGCGGCGGCAGUAGCAGCAGUGGCAGUAGCAGCAGUGGCAGCGGUAGCGCUGGCAAGGGUGCGGGCAGUCCGGCGCAAGCGCCGGUGGCGGCGGCAGCAGCCGGACAGGGCGCGUCUGCAUCAUCGGGGGCCGCUGCUACUUCCGGCGGCCCACGCUUCAUCGGCCGUAGCACUGAUGCGGCGGCCUCGGCACGCAGCGAGCAGGCAAGCAGCAGCCGCAGUAGCAGCAGCAGUAAAGGCAGUAGCAGCAGUGGCGGCGGCGGUGGAGGGCUGUUCGGGACGCUGGCGGCUGUAGCAGCCGGGGCGGUGGGCGGCCUGAGUGUGCUGCUGCCGGGGGCCGUGCGCGGCGGCGGCGGCGGCGGGGGCCGGGGCGGCGGCGGCGGGGCGGCGGGGGAGAGGCAGGUGGAGGUGGGGGGUGAGGUUCUGGUGGAGGUGGCGGGGCCGGAUGGCGAGGUGUAUUUGCGAGGCCCGUCUGCUGCGUCUGAGGAGGAGGGGCAGCCGCAGCAGGGGCAGCAGCAACAACAGUUGAAGCAGGACACGGACCGCGGGGAACGGGGGACAGAGGCCGUAACGGCGGCGGCGGCCGGCAGUAGCAGCAGCAGCGGCGGCGUCGGCGGGAGCGGAAGCGGCAGUAGCAGUGUCGCCGGCGCAGGCGGGAGCUACGGAGUGAGCGGUGGUGGGGCAGGCGGGGGCUCUGGCUCAGCUCUAAGCGCGUUCCGUGGCUGCGGCGGAGGCGGUGGCGGCGGCGGCGGUGGCGGCCGCUUGUCGUCAGGCCUGUUGGGUGCCGUACGCGUGGGGGCAGGCUGCAGCAGCGGCAGCAGCGGCGGCGGCGGCGGCUGGGCCGGCAACCGGAUUGGCGGCGCGGCGGCGGCGGCGGCGGCGGCGGCCUGGUGUGCGGCGCCGCGUGUGCGGGUGGCGGCGGCGCGGUGUGGCGGCAGUUGCGGCGGCGGCGGCGGCGGCGGAGCUGGGGCGGGGGGUAGCCUAGGAUCGCAGCUAGCGCGCCGGCCGCUGGCGGCGGCAGGGGUGUCAUGUGGGACGAGGGGCGCGGGCAGGGCGACGGCGGCGGCGGCGGCGGCGGUGCGCAGUGGCCGGCUCACGGCGGCGGCAGGCGGGAGAGCGGCCGGGGUGCGGAUGCGGGUGCUGUAGUGUGGAAGCAGGGAACUGUAUCGUAUUGAUUGUUUGGUUGCAUUUUUGUGUUGUGAGGUUGGUUCUCAAGGGGCACGCCUGUCAGGGCGUGCCGGUGGGGGCUUCAGUUGUGUGGUUCUGAAUGCCGUUCCUGGAGCGAGGGUGGUGCGAGAUGGUGAGGGAGUGGUGUUGUGAGGUUGCGUGGUGGUGAGAAUGUGGUGUUGUGAGGGUGCGCGGUCGUGCCGGUGAGGGGGCGUGCAGGCAGGCCGGGCCCUCGGGUGGCCUCGGGUGUUGGGCCCCUACCGUAUGUCUGCAGACGACGUGUCAUGCCUCGGCGUCAUGCUCCACGACACCGUCGCGCUCUUGGCCCGGACUUUCCAACUGCAAUCUCCAAAAGAG
This is a messenger RNA of Chlamydomonas reinhardtii, 2582 nucleotides long. RefSeq lists its product as uncharacterized. Bases 183 to 2204 code for a protein of 673 amino acids. The transcript is spliced from 6 exons. Gene Ontology annotation, molecular function: acyltransferase activity, transferring groups other than amino-acyl groups. Lineage: Eukaryota; Viridiplantae; Chlorophyta; Chlorophyceae; Chlamydomonadales; Chlamydomonadaceae. The record is from RefSeq and is a predicted model, not a curated record.